Molecule: messenger RNA, 1491 nt
Organism: Diatraea saccharalis (sugarcane borer)
Lineage: Eukaryota; Metazoa; Arthropoda; Insecta; Lepidoptera; Crambidae
Source: the annotation of a GenBank genome assembly
AUUUUUCAAGCACUUGUUACUUUUUCGCUGCUACAGAGCGAAUUUUCAUCAGUGUUUAGGCAAUCCAUCCAAACAGCCGAAAGAAAUAUUUUUACAAAUAUUUAAAGUUUGGAUAAAGAUGAAAAUUUGUUCUUAUGAUUAUAUUUGAUCAAUUUUCCAUUCACAAUGGCAUACUGAAAAAUAUUCUUAAUGAUAAAUACUUAAAAAUCCACUUUGUUCCUUGCAUUCUGAGAUAGGAUAAAUAAACAAUUAUAGUAAACAGCAUAUAUCACGUUAAUAAAAAAAACUGUUAUAUUAUAAAUUAGUAAUGAUAAAUGUUUUUUUUUUCUUGUAGGCAUACUGGUGGUUUAAGGGUAUAUCAGAAACCAGACACCAUAGGUCUGGAAGAGAUGUUACGACUUCCAGAUAAUAAUCGUCAGAGGUAUAUACUUUUUGAGCAAUGGGGCAACCUGGGCGACACGUGGUAUGGAGACGUGUCUCAGCUGAGGAACUUCUCGGAAAAUUUUCAGAUCGUAAUUGAAGGAAUACGUGGCAAGAAAUUCACCAGCGACAUAGCUAUCGAUGACGUAGCUAUCUUACAAGGAGAGAACUGUACAUUAGCGGAAAGAGAUAUCACAACCCCAACUGCUUUUUUACGUAUGUGAAUAAAUAGAAUAUUUACUCUCUAAACUUCUAGCAGUAGCACCAGAUAAAAUAAUGUGUCUAUUUACAGCGGAUUCCUGUGAUGGCAGAUGUAUAGAAUCUCUUAGGGGUUCAUUGAAACCUCAACUGGGAUGCGCUUGCUACGUUGCAUGCAUUACGGAAGAAAACUGCUGCCCAGAUUUCUACGAAACAUGCAUUAACAAUUAUACCGACCCCACAGGCGAUGAUUCUGACCAAAGCAAUACCACAAUAGAACUACCACAGACACAGAAAUUAGUAGCUAAAUAUACAAGUCCUUUAACAACGACAACAACUUCAGAAACACCAAUAACAACAAAAAUCACAACUAUUAUAAAACCGGGAACUAGUACGACUAGUACUACGACAAAACAAACAUUUGAACCAUCGGUAACAUCUACGAGAGCAGUCAAAACUACCACAAAUGCAAUCAAAGUUACUGUAACAGUAUUCCAGAAAGAUGAAAUCAACGACACUUCUAAAUAUGAGCGUACAGCUGCUUCAUUCAAAGAAACAACUGGAACAACAUCUGUCGUCGCGACUAAAAAGAUUACUGAGACAACAACUAGAAAUAAAAAGACAACGGUUGCAUUAAAACCGACCACUAGAGUUGUAGUACAAAAAUUUACAACAGUGGUUCCUAAAAGCACUAAAGCUUUACAAAGCACUGGAAAAAUCAACAAAAAUAAAAGUAUAGAUGUAAAUGAAAAAUUAACAGAGAAGCAUGGUAAGUAUUUAAUAGACUCAAAUAAGUAAUUAACAUAUUAUUUGCUUGAUCUUUUUUCAAUUAUUUAUUUUAGGUCAGCGCAUAUUAUUCGUCCAUGCGUCUCG